GACUCACUUAUCGAACGAACGUCGAUUUCGAGUGAUAAGAGUAUGGGCACAGCUAUAAAGUAAACAAGGAAAAAAUCAUCCCCUUUGCUAUCAUUCGCAUACCUGUCGGUUUUCGCGAACGGAACGGUACACAUUCGCGACAGCAGUUUUACUAAAAAAUCAUCUUCCCAAAACGGUGGUGUUUAAAAGUGAAGAAUUUGUGAAAGAUUUGUGUUCAUCUGGUCCCCGAUGGCUACGAUUCCCAUUUUUUCACCCACGCUUCCCUUUCUGGGGCUUAUACCUGGUGGAUUAAGCCCGGGCCGUAUGGUACGCAUCAAGGGCAUCAUUAACAGCCACGGUGAACGCUGCCAGAUUCACCUGCAAGCGGGCGCUGCCGUCAACCCACGCGACGAUGUCCCGCUGCACAUUAGCAUCCGGCCGAAUGAGCAUGCGAUCGUGCGAAACUCCAUCCAAAAUCAGGUGGUCGGUGCCGAGGAGCGGUACGGCGGUUGUCCGAUCCGGUAUGGCGAAAGCUUCGAUAUGCUGAUAUUGGCCGAAACGUUGCAGUACAAAAUAGCGAUCAACGGGGUCCAUUUCUGCACCUUCGCCCACCGGUUGCCGGUGCAUAAUGCGCGCUACAUUUCGGUCAGUGGCGGUGGCGUUAUUUAUUCGAUCAUUUCCGAAGCGGACGUACCGGGAUCGGUACCGGUGAAUCCCUAUCCGCCACCACCGAUAGUGCAACAUCCAACACCGUACGCUCCACCGAUUGGCUUUGUGCCGAAUGCUCCCCCGUCAACCUUACCACCGCCACCGCCGUACACACCGUUGCCGACGCACCCGAUCGGUGGUGGAGGUGGCCACUAUCCAGGAGUCGGCAUAUACCCACCGCCACCGCCGCCACCACAGCAACCCGGCUACCCGCAUCAUCCACCGCCCGGAGCACAUCCGCCGGCCGUGCCCUUCUCGCCCACCAGCAUUGGAUCGUCGGCCGGGAAUGAAGGGAACCGCAUUAAGAUGAAGGGUCCGCUUAAACAAACGCUCGCUAGUGGUAUACAGCAAACGCAGGAUUUUCUCCGGAGCGCAAUCGGCGACAAAAAGCAUCACACUGCUCCACCUUCAGUUCAAACUCAUCCUCAUUCAUCCGGUGGUCAGCUCGGUUUCGUGACGAUGCCUCCGGCCGGACCGAGAUAUGGGGCCCCAGCGUAUCCUACGGCUCCACCACCUCCAUCCCUUAACCCACCCGGUUAUGGUCCACAGCACCGUAACCCCCAGCCGGGAGGUUUCGGUACGACAGCGGCUUCGAGUGCAUUAGCGGCCGGUGCGACCGCUGCCAUUGCUUCGAAAGUCCUUCCUGUACGUUCGUUUGUAAAUGUCUGUUUAAAGGGAAAACCAAAAAGUUACUAAAAUACGGUGCCGCUGCUGGUGCAGCAGGUCUUGGAGGGUACGCGCUGUCGAAGGCGUUCCGGCGUAAAGGCAGUAGUAGCAGUAGUAGUAGCAGCAGUAGCGACAGUGAUUAGAUUUUACCAUUACUCCCAAUCACACACUCACAAUGUGGUUCCAGCGCACAAUAUUCCACACACACACACACACACACGUGGUUAACACAUUUUUCUAAACAAAUCAAUGGCUGUAAUAAAACAAUUUGAAACUAUUUA
Molecule: messenger RNA, 1634 nt
Organism: Anopheles stephensi (Asian malaria mosquito)
Lineage: Eukaryota; Metazoa; Arthropoda; Insecta; Diptera; Culicidae
Gene: Wbp2
Product: galectin-9
Exons: 8
Coding region: 229-1383 (384 amino acids)
Molecular function (GO): carbohydrate binding; galactoside binding
Source: RefSeq, a predicted model, not a curated record